Ctenopharyngodon idella (grass carp) is the source of this 3507-nucleotide messenger RNA. RefSeq lists its product as uncharacterized. Bases 242 to 1864 code for a protein of 540 amino acids. NCBI's taxonomy places the organism in Eukaryota, Metazoa, Chordata, Actinopteri, Cypriniformes, Xenocyprididae. The transcript is spliced from 4 exons. The record is from RefSeq and is a predicted model, not a curated record.
GGCGGGGCGAGUGUUAAUGCAAUGGUCAUAAAGUAAAACUCAAAUGUGUGCGUUUCGUCGACACUUACAGUUGUUGUGUUUACAUUAUCAGAUGUACCUAACGGAUAUGGAUACUAGCAUCGUCACGUGACUUUAUAAUGGAGCACAUCGUCGCUAAAAACAUAAACAACUGAAGUGCAAAGUCGCAGUAGGAUCUGCUUGAACCAACCCGCUUUUUAGUGUCAGUACUGUGGUCUUCGCCAUGGGCCGACUGGACGAUGCUGCCAAGCGCAAGGUGGUGGAGCUGCGGGAGGCAGGUUUGAGCUUCCGUAAGAUCAAAGCCGUGCUUGAGCUGGAGAACAUCAAGGUGUCUGCGCAGGCCAUCUACCUUUUCCUGAAGGAGUUUCAAGGGAGAGCUCGAAAGGAGGACGGAGCAGCUGGGAACAGCAGCCAUACGGUGCCUGCGUCGACGGCAGGCAGGGAGGUGGGCGGCUCUGAGACGCGGCCGGGUGCUUGGAGCGAUCAACAGCUAAGGAACCUCCUCAGAGAAGCUUCCAGAGUCGCUGCCUCCCAGCAGGCCGCAUCCUCCAUGGAUGCAAGAGGAGGACAGUCUUCUGGGACGGGUCCGGGUGGCAGAAGGGAGGCACAGGGUGGGGAAAAAGAUGAGGACAUCCGGAUUAUCAGCGUGACCUCGUUGGCACAGGGUACGCAGAAUGCUGGGAUCCAAGGGCCGCGCUCAGGAGUCGGGACUGGAGGGAUGAGUGGUGCUUCUUAUGUAAGACGACGACACACACCCUCACCUGCCAAUCCUGUGCUAGUGGCUCGAAAACGACUCCUGGACAAGGCUUUGCUCCAUAGAGCGCGGGUAAGAGACAGCAGUCCUCAGACCGGCCAGCAGGUGUCGUUGUCAGUGAGACGAGAUCCUUCCUGCUUCUCUGGUUCUGAUGGGAGAAAGCUUGUGUUACCACAGACAGCUUCUUACGACCUCACUACAGCCAGACCUCCAAAUAUGAGAUCAUUGCACCAAGGAGCCAGUCCUCACAGGAGAUGGAUGCACCAGCGGGUGAGUGUUCCUGUUCGCGCUCCUCAACACCCGCCUCGUGUCGGUAUCCGCCUCCCCGACCAAGCCACCGCUGGGGCGACCUCCCAAAAUGCAGCCCCCUCUGCACGGGUUCAAAAUGUUCCCAACCAGCCCUCACCUCCUCCCCAGCGGAACGUUCUCGACCCUGCCGCUGUUAGCAGCCUGCAGGAGCAGAUCCAGUCAUUGGGCUCCGAGCUGAGAAGUUUGGGCCUGGCGUUAAGGAUGAUGGUGGAGCAACAAGGCCGACUGGAGAGAGAACAAGCCCAGCAGACUCAGGUCCAGAAGCAGAUCCUCAGCACCCUUCAGGAUCUCGCAUCCAAAUUUGACCCUCUGCAGUCCACAUGUGCUCCAGCGUCUUGUUCACUGGCCUCCUCGGUGCCAUUCAGCCAGAGCGCGACCAGCCAGGGCGCCUACGCUCAGUGCAGCCAAGCCCAGACGCGAUACAAUGAGAUCCACGAUUCUGGUCUCGAGAGCAUCGAGGUGUUUUCUCUGGACCAGCUCAGCCCUCCCACCAUGAACGGGUUUCAGCAGUGCCCGACCUCCAGCGGGCCCCCGUUCACACACGCACAAGCGCGCACGCCAACGUUCACGCAGACCCACACGCAAACAUACUCGCCCAGCACACUCCCCUAUACACAGCCGCACACAGACUCCUAUACAGGGCUGGAUAGUAAAUCCGUAGACAUGCCCUCCACCAGUGCAGAUGGAUCAUUCCAGGCAUGUAGCCCUCCUAACCAAUCCUCUAGUCUUCCGGUUUCACCGCACGAGCCCGAGCUGAACAUUAUUAAGGUGGAGAACGUCUGAAUAAUGGUUGAUAUCUGGACUUCAGUAUCCAAAUGCUUUGGGCUAUAGUGCAUUUUAUUUUACGGUAACACUUUACAAUAAGGUUCAUUAGUUAACAUUAGUUAACUACAUUAGUUAACAUGGACUAAUAAUGAACUUCACUUAUACAGCUUUUAUUAAUCUUUGUUAAUGUUAAAUUCAACAUUUACUAAUACACUAUUCAAAUCUUGUUAACAUUAGUUAAUGCACUGUGUGAACUAACAUGAACAAACAAUGAACAACUGUAUUUUCAUUAACUAACAUUAAUGAAGAUUAGUAAAUACAGUAACAAAUGUAUUGCUUAUGGUUAGUUCAUGUUAGUUACAUUAACUAAUGUUUAACUAAUGAACCUUAUUGUAAAGUGUUACCUUUUUUAUUUUAUUGUACUCUUUUAGGUUACCAGAGAAACUCACAAGUGAGGGCUUUUCACACUUGAAAUAGUUAACCCUGGGUCAUUCUAAACCCCAGGUAAAUGGAGUCCUGGGGUUAACAGUUUAUCCUGGGUAUUCAUAAACUGCCGCUUCACACUGCACAUUCCUAAACACCAGGUUAAAGUCCUUUUUUGCAUAUUUGCAGUGUCAGUGUUACUGACUGCUGACUGUAAUAUCGUGGGGUUUUUUUCUGAAUAAACUUUUCAAACUAUAAAGGUAAGAAUGAUGGUCUCAUCUUCACUCCAAUUGUCACGUUUUUCAUCGCCGUUUGACAUUUUUCCUAUCAUACGCAGAAACAACUGUUUAUAUACAUUGUGUGGUUUUUCCAUGAUUGCUGGCUCAGUGAGGCCUGCAUCGCCAGUAAUAACACUCCCUUUUUCAAUGUCCAGAAAGCUACUAAAAACAUAUUUAAACAGUUCAUGUGACUGCAGUGGUUCAACCUUAAUGUUAUGAAGUGACGAGAAUACUUUUUGUGCGCCAAAAAUAAGAAAAUAGCGACUUUAUUCAACAAUAUCUAGUGAUGGGCGAUUUCAAAACACUGCUUCAUGAAGCUUCGAAGCUUUACGAAUCUUUUGUUUUGAAUCAGUGGUUUGGAACAUGUAUCAAACUGCCAGAGUCACGUGAACUAUUGCAGUUUCAAAACACUUAUGACGUAACGAAGCCUUGGUUACUGAAAUCAUGUGAUUUUGGCGCUCUGAACCACUGAUUCGAAACAAAUGAUUUGUAAAGCUUCGAAGCUUCAUGAAGCAGUGUUUUGAAAUCGCCCAUCACUAGAUAUUGUGGAAUAAAGUCACUAUUUUCUUAUUUUUGGUGCACAAAAUCGCUUUAUAAUAUUAAGGUUGAACCACUGUAGUCACAUGAAUGGUUUUAAAUAUGUUUUUAGUAGCUCUCUGGGCACUGAAAAAGGAAGUGUUAUUGCUGGUGAUGCAGGCCUCACUGAGCCAUCGGAUUUUAUCAAAAAUAUCUUAAUUUGUAUUCCGAAGAUGAACCAAGGUCUUACGGGUGUGGGACGACAUGAGUAAUUAAUGACACAAUUUUCACUUUUGGGUGAACUAACCCUUUAAGCGCAGUGUGAAAAGCCCUCAAGAAACUUAUACCAAGUAAAAAAGUUCUGUGUUUUUGUGUUUUAUUUAAUUUAAUAUAAUAAUUUUGCCUUUUUUAUAUGAAAAGGAAAUAAAUAUCACAAUAGACAUG